CCCUCCCAUCCUCCUCUCCUCCACAGUCGUGUUUACUCUAGAUGAGAUAGGCCGUAUAAAUUCCUCGAGUGUGCGCAGAUCGCAUCCAAAGAGAAGACUGGAAAAGAAGAAGGAGGAGGUGGAGGAGCAGGAAAACAAGCGAACCUAAGGGAGCCGAGCUGUAUCUGUGUUUACUGCUCACUGGAAUAAACGCAGGAGAAGACGCAGGCUUCUGGUCAGCCAGGGCGGAGAAACAUCGGUGGAUGCAGAGAGAAGGAGGAGGAGUGAGCGCGGAUGCUGACAAAAAAAAAACAGAAAGAGAGAAUUAUAAGGUGGUUGUUCUUCGAAUCAAUCCUAAACUAUAAGGUGGAAUAAGCGGUGCAGUCACCAGCGAUGGACUUCAGCUGUCGGCACUGAGGCUUCCAGUUCUCUAGUUGAUCUGAUGACCAAAGGCCCUCAUGGCGCUUAUUCAUGAAUCUCGUGCCCCAUCUCCUUCUCUCUCCGGCUUCAACACACCCCUCUCUGAUCCUCCAUCCUUUCGCCGCUUCGAUGCCGAAACACCCUGCACCCCAGAAAUGGACCUUACCCCGACCCAGUGCGUCCUACGCAACGUCCUCUCCAUGGACACCGGAGGUGCUGUCGAGCCCGGGGGUGGAGGAGGAGAAGGACAUAGCGCCGGUCACAACCACACACCAGGCGAAGAACAACAGGAGCACUUUGCCAACAGUGUCCUGAAGCUCCACGAGCAUGACAGGAGUCCAGGACGGACGGAGGGAGAGGGGCAGGAGAUGGAUAGCAGUGUGGUCAGGAGCCAGGCCGAUGCCGCCAGGCUACAGUGCCAGUCUACCGGAGGGGGAGGAGGGUUUCUGGAGGGGUUGUUUGGGUGUCUGCGGCCUGUCUGGACUAUGAUUGGCAAAGCUUACUCCACAGAGCACAAACACGGCUUGGAUGAGGCGUGGGAGAUCCCAUUCGAGGAGAUAUCUGACCUGCAGUGGGUGGGCAGCGGAGCCCAGGGAGCCGUCUUUCUGGGAAAACUGCACGGACAGGAAGUGGCUGUAAAGAAAGUGCGAAAUAUCAAAGAGACAGACAUCAAGAACCUGCGCAAGCUCAAACACCCCAACAUCAUCACUUUCAAAGGUAUUUGUACCCAGGCUCCAUGCUACUGCAUCAUCAUGGAGUACUGUGCCCAGGGACAGCUGUAUGAGGUGCUGAGAGCAGGCAGGAAGAUCCACCCAUCCCUGCUCAUGGACUGGGCCAUGGGCAUCGCUGGGGGCAUGAACUAUCUUCACCUCCACAAGAUCAUCCACAGAGACCUCAAGUCACCAAACAUGCUGAUCACUUACGAUGACGCAGUGAAGAUUUCUGAUUUUGGCACAUCCAAGGAGCUCAGUGACAAGAGCACCAAGAUGUCCUUUGCCGGUACAGUGGCCUGGAUGGCUCCUGAGGUCAUACGCAACGAACCUGUCUCAGAGAAAGUGGAUAUUUGGUCAUUCGGUGUCGUGCUGUGGGAGAUGCUGACAGGAGAGGUGCCCUAUAAGGACGUGGACUCCUCCGCUAUCAUCUGGGGAGUGGGCAACAACAGUCUACAUCUGCCUGUACCCGAUAGCUGUCCAGACAGCUUCAAAUUACUCCUGAGGCAAUGCUGGAACUGCAAGCCCAGAAACAGGCCUUCCUUCCGACAGAUCCUCCUACACCUGGACAUCGCCUCAGCAGAUAUCCUGUCCACUCCACAAGAAACCUAUUUUCAAUCUCAGGCGGAGUGGCGGGACGAGGUGAGGCACCACUUUGAGCAGAUCAAGUCUGAGGGGACGUGUAUUCACAGGCUGGACGAGGAGCUGAUCAAACGACGCAGAGAAGAACUCAGACAUGCGCUCGACAUCCGGGAGCACUACGAGAGGAAACUGGAGAGAGCCAAUAAUCUGUACAUGGAGCUCAACGCCAUCAUGCUGCAGCUGGAGAUCAAAGAGAAAGAACUGCACAAGAGGGAGCAGUCACUGGACAAGAAGUACCCGGGCUGCUUCAAGCACCACAGCUCCAGACAGUCGGCCUCCACCAACUCCAUGGAGAAACUCAUGAAGAAACGCAACGUACCUCAGAAGCUGCCUUCACACAGCAAGAGGCCCGACCUAUUAAAGUCAGAGGUCAUCCUCCCCAAACUGGACUCUUCCAUGACCCAGGUCACAAUCCCAAACAAGGGCUCUACCUCCCCCGGACGUUCACGGCGUGGAAAACCCCGCUACAGGAAGGCUGGUAAAGGCAGCAGUGGGGACUUGGCUCAGCUUAAAGCCACUCUCUCCUCUUCACUAGCCAUAGUCAACUCCACCUCAUCUGUUCCCAGCAGCAAGCAGCAUUUAGACCCCAGUGCAGCCCUCAGGGGCCUGCAGCAUGAUCUGCUGCUGAAGAAGAUGUACUCCUCAAGCCCAGAUCUCAUUUCAACCACCUUGGAGGCUGAAGACCGGAGGAAGGGGGAGAUCAGGCCGGGGCUGGACAGAGCGGGCAGCCAGAGCGCCUCAGCCGGGCUGGGGGAGAGUAGAAGUACUGCAGGGCCUGAGGAGGGGCCAGAUGUGGGUGUAGGGACCGAUGAUCUGGCAGAAACACCUCCACGCAGUGACACGCCCAGCGAGGAUGCAGCUUCCAUCCCGUUCUCCAGUAGCCCAGACUCACCUUGCGGCAGGGGAGCAGCUGCAGGGAGGGCGUCUGUGCUUGGGAACCCCCGCGUUUCCCACGAGGGUGAGGAGAAGGAGGACGGGACGGUGGUCACACGCUCACCCAGAAGUCAACGCCUCACUCCUGCGGCACUGCUCUACAGGGCAGCAGUCACACGCAGUCAGAGACGCGGAGUGUCGUCGGAGGAAGAGGAAGGAGAAGUGGACAGUGAAGUGGAGUUGCCAAGGCGACGGCGUCCCAUGAGCAUGAGCAAGUGCCAGUCCCUGUCCACCUUCAGCUCAGAGAACUUGUCGGUCUCGGACGGCGAGGAGGGAAACACCACCGACCACUCCCACAGCGGCACACCGGACGUGGUUAGCACCAACACCGACGAGCGUCUGGACGACAAGAGCGACGACCUGCUGUCUCAGGGCUCGGAGAUUCUCGCCGACCCGUCUGAAACAACCCAGCUGGGCUCCGACGGGCUGUCUGAGAAGGAAGCUAUUCUUCGACAAGUCAAGACCCAGCUCGCCAGUAAUGAUCAUAAUUAUGAGGGCCUGUAUGAUGACUCGGACUGUGACAGUGCAGAGCUGGACCAUUCAGGCAGUGCAGAACCCAGCCAACCUCCAGCCAGCUGGUGAAAAUAUGACACGUCAACCCACUCCAACUCCUGCAGAUCUGGCCUGCGAAUGUCUCUUUCACCCUAACAGACCUUCGAAUAUACGGAGUCAUGAUCAGGGACAUUGCUGAGAGGCAGGAAAUGAAGGAGCGUCUCUGUCAACACAAACAAGAACCCCAAACAAACCCAUGGUAAGUGUUCUCAAAAAACCUGAUAUCCUACGGGGGGGACAAAACAGAAAAUCCCUUUUUAAUUUGAGAUAAAUGCGUCGCGGUGAUGUGAAACUGAUUUGGGACACUAGCCGAGCUGACAGAGCAAUAGUGGCCAUAGCAACCGGCCCAAUAUCAGCAUUGCAAAAACACCUCAACAGCAGAGGCCUCGGUCAAAGAAGCCAUCCACACGACUAUACGUCUAUUAUUGUCUCUUUUCAUCUUCCAUGUCGAUUUGUAUUUUUAUCUCCGUCUCUGAAAAUGUGUCAUGUUAUUUCAUAUCAUGCAGCGAGAACAUGAUUAUAAGAUCCUAUCAGGGUGCCAUGAUAUUUUAAUGUUUUGUCAACAUCACUGGGACAUACACUGAUGUUGCUCGCUCGCACUUAAUUUAUGAACUGUACUGAUUUACUCGUGAUCAUUGUGUCAUAUCAAUAUCUCUCACCACGUUACGCACUGACUAAUUUAUUGUUGUUUUGCAGUGAAUUCAUUGACAUUCUUAAAACAAUGUUUACGUUUUUCAUUUGUGUCGUUUACUUUUUCUUUUUUUUACCUUUGUGUCCUGGAUUAUGUUUUUCUGUUUUUUACUCCUGUGUUUUAAUAUAUAUGUAAAUAUGUGAUGUUGUAAAAUGAACAAAUUUUAAAAAUGUGAGAUUGUAUAAUUUAAAGGUGCUGAUGUUUCUAAUUAGGUGGCGCUAAUCUAUUUGAACCUCAAAAGGCUUAUGGUAGUAGAAUGUACUGUAGCUGCUGUUCAUGUCUGAGCAUCAAAACACAGAAGAAGAAACAAAAAAAGAGGAACAUGUGAACAAAGCAAAAGCAAUAUGUCUGCUCUGGUACAGUAUGUCCUGUCACAGGUCAGAAGAACCACACUUCGUUCAGGGCAGAUGGGCUUUUUUAAAAUUAGUAUUGCAGUGUUUACUGUAUUAAAAGGCAAUACCAGUUUGAAAAUCCCCUACAGAGCAUCUAGGGGUGUAUAUAGCAUCAGAUCAGCAUGCUUGUGAUAAGAGCCUAUUCGUCACUGUUUACUGUGACUCCGAUCAAACUGAAACAUUGGAUCCAUCCACAGAGAAAACAAUGCAACAAAAGACUGCAGAUUUCUGGCAGACAUUUUAAGACUGGAGGCAUAUGGAUGACAGGGACACAAAACACUAAAAUAGAUCUCAGAAUAACUGGGAAAUAUGAUUACAUUCAUGGUUGUCUGUUCUCUCUCAGUUCGGACUUUGCCAGACUUGUGGGCACACUGUGUUUGCAGUGUACCAGCACAGAAGAGAGUUUUUCAUCGUUUUGGUAAGAAUUAGCAAUGUGGUUAAUUUACCAAACAUCCUUUCAUUCUAGUAUUGUUUUGGUAAGUAAAAUCACAAAACAAUCGCAGGCUUGUGUGUGGCAGAAAAUGACACUAAUUACCUUUUUAGCUUACUCAAUAUUGCAGAGAAAUGUAGACCCCAAUUUAGCCGUUUUUCUGUCCACUUAUAAAAUCAGUGUGCACCGCAUGUGAUAUCAUGAUUUGGCCACUUCUACUUACUGCUUUCCCAAAGCAUAGCAAAUUAAUUUAGAUGUUGAAAUUUUACAAUCCCAUAUUGUUCAUUUGGUUUACACACAGAUCACCGCCAUUGUCCGCACUCGCUGAAAUUUUGGCCAACAGAUGGUCAUUUUUCAGUCAUGAGCAAGAGCGCCUUCCUAACAGACGAUAUGAUAAACUUGUUUUGAUGUACUCGUGUCCCUUGACUAGCCUUCUUGCAUGCAUGUGGUUCAAUUUGACUGUAAAACAGCACAUUGCAUCCUGUUCCAUUAAUGUAUAACUGAUCAGGUCCCACUCAAUAAGCUAGAAAUGGCAGCUUGUUUUUGUUUUUUUAUCUGGUGAUAAGUUUUAAACUUUCAAUUUGUAGAGCAUUAUAAAAAGAGAUUGUGCCCCCAAGAUUUAAAGCUAGAAAUCCUCCUGCAGGAUAAAAUGUUGCCAAAAAGCAAAGCUACUGCCCUCUAGUGUCUCGAUUGUGGAGGUACUUGUUCCCCAUGAUGCUGAUUUAAACAACCCUGUAUGAACUGAAACGUUUGCUUUUUAUAUUAUUGUAACUGUACAAUAAAUAUAUUUAAGAAACAAUUUAAAAUAAAAUCAAACCUGUAAAAUCUCA
This is a messenger RNA of Cottoperca gobio, 5579 nucleotides long. RefSeq names its product mitogen-activated protein kinase kinase kinase 12-like. NCBI's taxonomy places the organism in Eukaryota, Metazoa, Chordata, Actinopteri, Perciformes, Bovichtidae. Gene Ontology annotation, molecular function: ATP binding; MAP kinase kinase kinase activity. The transcript is spliced from 14 exons. The record is from RefSeq and is a predicted model, not a curated record. Gene Ontology annotation, cellular component: cytoplasm. The coding region runs from base 438 to 3266 and encodes 942 amino acids. Gene Ontology annotation, biological process: protein autophosphorylation; JNK cascade.